CCCGCUCUCUGCCUCAGCCUUUUCCUGCAUCCGGGCCUGGAGGGGUUGGAUCUGAAAACUAGCGACCAGCAUGGAAGUCCAAGACGAUCCCCAGUCCGGUCCCCGCUGCUCGUCGUCCUCCCGGGACGGCUCAGGGGUCUCGGUGUCCAAGGAGCUGCUAACGGCGGGCAGCGGCGGCCGCGGAGGUAUAUGGGACACUUUGCUCAUCAACUCCAAGCCUAAUUCUAGAAAGAAUUCCACUCUUCAGACAGUUCGAAUAGAGAGGAGUCCCUUGUUGGACCAAGUACAGACCUUCCUCCCACAGAUGGCUCAGGCAAAUGAAAAGCUAAGAAAAGAAAUGGCAGCUGCACCACCUGGUCAUUUCAACAUUGAAAAUAUUGAUGAGACUCUUGGAAAAGUUAUACAAAUGGAUGUGGCCUUGUUUGAAGUGAAUCAGUCUGAUUCACAAGAAGAGGACUGUUCAGAAGAGAAUUCUCAAGACAGUUCAAAGGACAGUUCAGAAUCUGAGGAUGAAGACGACAGCGCCUCUUCUGAAGUCACCAUCAAUAACAUCAAGCUUCCUCAUUCAGAAGAUAGAAAAGGCAAGAUAGAGGUAUUGGACAGUCCUGCCAGCGAAGAAAAGAAAUAGGGAAAUAAAUGAUCUAAGAAAGAGGUGAUAGAGCCUGCUAAUUCUGUGAAAGAGAAUGUGGUUCCCUAGUUAUUUUGCAUUUCAGGUAUCUAUGGUGCUUCUAUGUAAUGUCAGACAUAUUUUGCUUCUUGGAGAAACAGAAGCUGGGUUUUAAAGAACUGGAAGAGAGAGCCUUUGGGGAUCUUUUAAGAGCAGACUGAAUUUGAUCUCAUGCUAGAGAUAUGGUUUAGAAAGCUUAACUUUACAUACGGUGAUGAGUGAAUUUGUUGGCAUCUUCUUUCUUUAGCAUGGACUUAGAGGUAUCAAACUUUAUUUUAAAGUAAAAAUACAAAUCACCUAUUUAUUUUUGUUUUAAAUUAUCCUCUUGGAUAAAACAACCUAGGUUUGUUCUUUAUUUAAGGUUAUUAUGAAGUCAAAUUUAUUGCUGUCAAAAUGGGUUCAGCGAAGGAGAAGUUUUUUUUUUUAAGAUUUUUUACAAAGGGAAUAUUUAUACUUAAUUGCUGUCAGACAUAUCUACUUUCACUUAGAAAAAAAAAUCCUUUCCAGUUUGAGCUGGAAAACCAGUGCUCUGUGCUUUAAUCACUGUUGGUGCGUCUGGAGCCACUCAGUACACAUCGAAUUUACUGCUUGGAAAAUUUGUAGGUUUUUGGUGGUUGUUUUUUCUUUUUUUUCAUAAAGCAGUUUUUUUUGUUUCAGCUAUUAAAAUUAUUCCUCACAGUUGCCCACAGUUUUAUAAAACUAUAAAUGUAGAGGAUAGGGACACCACAGGAAGACUGGGCACAGUACAUAAACAUAAUAACUGGUUUUCCCUUUCAAACGACAAAAUGAUCCUCCAUCGGAGUUGCCUUUCUGCCUCAUUCUUAACCUUAUUAAACUUGUUUAUGAUCUCUGCCAAGGGACUGGCUUUUCUUAGGGUGUAGACCUGAGAGUUUAAAGGAUUCUCCAACUGUGUUGAGCUGAUGGACCUUUGUCCCCUCAUGUUGUAGGGUUCUCUAUUAACUAUUUUUUCCUGCUUCUCACAUUAGUCUAAGACAUCUUGUAAAUACUCGGAAGGUAAUUCUCAGGUAUUUCCCGUUGGAACUUGGAACCCAGGCUAAAGGUAUGAAGAAGUGAACAGAUCUGGAAACGAGACUUCUUAGCUGGGGUUAUUAUGUGUAGCAACAAACACAGCUGUGCUGAAUUAUUGGUGUAAAUAUUUAAAGAUUGUCUUCUACCAGAUAGUAAUUAUGCUACAUUGUGGGAAGAGUUGCGUUUGUCCGGUUCACUUCUUAGCAUGGUGCAUGGUACACAGUAGGCACUGAAUGAUGUUCAUAAGUGAAUUAGCAGGUAUACGAGGAUGUACAGGACAUUUCAAGCCAUGAUAUCUAUGGAGAUAUAAAGGUGUAAUUUCACAGGAAAUACAUAUCCAACUAGAAAUAGACUGAUGGUCAGGGAAAGAGACUAGUCAGUCUAGAAAUACAUAACUAGUGUAGAAUUUUAAUGUAUUUCUCUCCUGUGAUGGCUGUCUCAUAUAAUACAACUAGGUGUUCUAUACAGUUACAGUUAAGUCAACCAAAUUCAAUACCUCUGGACAGUCUUAUGACAUAGGAGAAAAUAGAAAACCCAAAAUUUAGUAUGUGAUAAGGAUGCCAUUUUUUAAGUCCAUAAAAUGGACAAAUUAUUUACAGCGUCAGGGCUACUUUUAAACAAGGUUAGGUUCUAGCCUCUUACCGUGUACUAAGAUACAUUAUAUAUGGAUUAAAGAUUUAAAUAUUAAAAAUAGAAUUACAAGAAUUUCAUACUAAAAUAUGGAUGAAUAUUUAAUAAAAGCAAAAGCUUUUUUUUUUUUAAGGCAGAACACCAAAGCCUGAAAUCACAAAGGAAAAGAGCAGAAAGUUCAUAAAUAUUAAAAACUAGUGGGUGGGAAAGAAAUCUAAAAGGCAAGGGACAAACUGGGAAAAAUAUUUGGCAAUAUAAGGCAAAAGUGAGUACUAUUAGUACAUAAAGGGCUCUUAAAAAUUAGUAUAAGAAAAUGACUAGUAUCUCAAUAGUGAAAAAGCCUUAGGACAUGAACAAGUAAUUCAAGGAAAAAAAUGUUCAAUCCCAUUUUUCAAAGACAUGCAGAUGAAACCAAGAUUGUAUUUUUUUGCCUGUGGUGAAGUGGCAGAUCAAACAACAGCCAGUAGUCACUGGGCCCCUUCUGUGUGUCAGCCACUGUUCUGGUGUUUGACAUGUAAGAGUUACCACCACUCACACAUAUACAAAAGCUUCUUACUGGGGCAUACAUUUAACAUUUGUGCACUUUAUGUAUGUUACACCUUAAUUGAAAAACCAUUUUGUUUGUAAGCAGUUUGCUCUCCAGUCUCUUGGGAACUAAGUCCCUGUAGUGCUUUGGUUGGUCUGACCCUGUGGUUCUCUGCUUGGUGCUUAGGUGUGAGGUGAUGGCAGCCAUUUGGAGAAGGUUCCUUCUCCUGCUGAGGCUGGUGUGAGAUGUUCUCUUCAAACUUGUGUAUUAUCCUUUUAUGGCUCUUGACAGUUAUAAAUCAGAAAAUUAGGUAAUUGUCUUUAAAGCAAAAAUAUUCUUGAUGAAUCCCGUCUAUUCUAAUAAUACUUUAAUUGUGCACCAAAUAUGGUACUUAAAAAACAACUGCCUUGCAAAGUAGUUUGUAUUCUCGUGCUGGAAUGUGGUAGGAAAGACAAGAAAAGAGGUUGAGUCUUUGAUUUGUAUUUCCCUCAGUGCCUGGCAUGGUGCCUUUCACUCAAAAUGUACAAUAAAUGUUCAUGAAACUUU
Molecule: messenger RNA, 3398 nt
Organism: Vicugna pacos (alpaca)
Lineage: Eukaryota; Metazoa; Chordata; Mammalia; Artiodactyla; Camelidae
Gene: NOPCHAP1
Product: NOP protein chaperone 1
Biological process (GO): box C/D snoRNP assembly
Molecular function (GO): box C/D methylation guide snoRNP complex binding
Source: RefSeq, a predicted model, not a curated record